AUCUGUCAGUUAACUAUCAAAUAAAUUUAAGGACGGGCGAUCGCACUGCGACUUUAUUGCUAAUCGAAGUAUAAAUAAAACUCCACGCGACACACAAACUUAACGCGGCGUUAAUAAUUAGCUUGUGUUGAAAUUCCAAAGUCGUUCAACAGGCUAGGAUCGAUGGCUUACUCCUUGUUUACUAAAUAAACGCGUAUUUGCGUUACCUUAGAUAACACCUACCAUGGCUACUUCAGAUAAUAGUGACCCUAAAUUGGAAGUGGAGGAGUCUCUGCUGUAUUCUGCGAGACAUGGAGAGCUGAAGGUAGUCAAGGCAUUGCUGGAAGCGAGAAAGGAGGGGAAGCUGACCUUGGAUAUAAAUUGCAAAGGCAAAACAAAAAGCAACCUAGGAUGGACGCCGCUCAUAUUGGCAUCAUAUUUCGCGCACGUGGAAGUAGUAGAGGCGCUGCUAGAGGCCGGCGCGGACGUGGACGACGUGAACGAGGCAGGCGACACUGCACUGCACAAGGCCUCUUUCAUAGGGAACGAGGAACUAGUGAUCCUCCUCCUAAAACACAAAGCUGACGUGAACGUCAUGAACGGCGAGGGACGUACGGCCUGUGACGUCUGCAAGACGAGAGACGUUCAGAGACUUUUAGAGGCGGCCCAGCGGUCUGAGCGGCAUGAGCGAGAGAGGAAACUGCUGAAUGCUGCGAAAGCGGGACAGAUAGAGGACAUACAGGCGUUGCUAAGCAGCUCCAACUCUCCUAACAUCAACUGCGUGGACGCACAGGGCAACACGUGCCUCCACUGCGCAGCUUAUCGCGGACACGCGCGCCUUGCCGUGCUACUGCUCCAGAAUGGAGUGGAUACUACUCUAAAAAAUAAUAGUGGUCAACUAGCGAUAGACAUAGCGAAAGACCAGGAAAUGCGUGACGUUCUCAGUGUGAGGCCAGUGCAGAGGUUACAGCGGACGGCGGCGCGUUUCGAAGGGCCAUUGCUCAAGAGGUCGCGGUUUCUCGGCUGGAGACCUGUUUGGGCGGUGCUCCAACGCGGCGUGCUCCUCUACUACGGGUCGCGCGCCGACGCGGCGCGGGAGUCGGGCCGCUGGCGCGCGCGCAAGUACCUGGACGGCGCCACGGUGGUCGCGCCCGACCGCGAGCCCGCGCUGCUGCUGCCCGCCUUCAGCGACGGCGACCAGCACCGCCUGGCCGUGCCCGCGCAGCCCCACCAGGACGUCGCCGCCACCAGGCAGUCAUGGAUAACAGCUCUCAACGAGCACAUAGCUUAUUCCGGUCAUUAUCUUUGGGCUGGUGCGUCGCCUGACACUGCGAAAGAAGCCACCGAGGAUAUGGAGGAUGAAUGCAAACCCUUAGGUUCUAUGCAAGACGCCCUGACCGCCGCGACCAACAGCCUCGCGCUACUCGACACGCAACUACGAGAGUGCGGUGCUAUAGUCGCAGCGCUCGACAAAUCGGUCAACGUUGGCAACUCGUUGCACCACUCCGCUUAUAUGAGAUUCCAGCACGCAUGCGGCACGGGUGCUGAGGCGCUCAGCUCGUUACGUCACUGCGCUGCGCUUGUAGCGCAAGCGAGAGACGCUGAUUCCGCGCGGCUCAAUCGAGAGAUUGAACGGAACAGGGUGUUAGAAGAAGCUCUAGCAGCGUUGGCGAGGACGCACCACGCUUUGGAAAUGUCCGUCGCCGAGGAGCUCACUAAGAGCAAGCGAAAGAAGAAAACGCCGUCGCAAAAUGACUCGAAGGAGAAUUUCUUCGACGUUUUUGAAGAUACGGACGAUGAUGAUGACACCCUGGUGACAGCGGGGCUGUCUAGCCCUCUCGGAGCUUUGAGUCCGUGGAACAGUAGUCCUGAUCUCUUGCGACGGACCCCUAUAGGUAGUCUUGACGGCGACGUAACUCCCACGAACGAGCAAAAUGGCGGCUCGCCUCUAUCCAGCUCUCCCACUUCUCUACACACCGCUCUAAGCCCCGCUUCUUCCCGUGGAACCCUCGUGUCCCAAGGCGGACACGUGUACAGGAACGCGAGGUAUCGCAGGAACAAGAACCCCAGAACAACACUUCCUGUUGCCCAAUUCAGCCGUGGCGACUUCUCCCUGUGGUCAGUCCUGAAGAACUGCGUCGGCAAGGAGCUGUCCAAGAUCACCAUGCCGGUCGUGUUCAACGAGCCGCUGUCGUUCUUGCAGCGCAUGCUGGAGUACUUGGAGUAUGCGCACUUGCUACGCAUGGCGUCUGAGCAGACGGACCCCGUGGCGCGCAUGGAGUACAUCGCGGCAUUUGCGGUGAGCGCCCUGGCUUCCAAUUGGGAGCGCCUGGGCAAGCCCUUCAACCCGCUCCUUGGAGAAACCUACGAACUCGAGCGCCCUGAAUUCAGGGCAGUCUGCGAGCAGGUGUCCCACCACCCCCCAGUGUCUGCGUUCCACGCUGAUAGUCCCCACUUCGUGUUCCACGGCUCCGUACACCCCAAGCUCAAGUUCUGUGGCAAGAGCGUCGAGAUCCAACCCAAGGGUCAUGUCACCGUUGAGCUGCCCAGGUGGGGCGAGGCCUACACCUGGACUAAUGUGAACUGCUGUGUUCACAAUGUGAUUGUAGGCAAACUGUGGAUCGAGCAGUAUGGUGCCAUGGAAGUCACAUGCCAUGGUGGUGCAGGGCUGAAGGCUAACCUGGCGUUCAAACCUGCUGGCUUUAAUAACAGAGACCUGCACCGGGUUGAUGGCUUCAUCACUGACCAAAAUAAAAAGAAAAUCCGCUUCCUCUACGGAAAGUGGACAGAGUUCAUCAAGGUCUGCAGCGCAGCCGCGCACGAGCAGUGGGCGCGGGAGCAGGAGGCCAGUGCCACUCCGGCGCAUACGCCGAAGAAAGUGCUGGCUAAGCUCAAUAGCUUCAAAGUGGGCGCGCUGCGGUCUAUGUCCAUUCAAGACCCUGAAGACGCGGACACGGACGAGGUACCGAAGUCAGACGACACGUAUAACAUCGACAUUCCUGGCUCUACCACCCUCUGGGAAGCGAGGAGCCGACCCACCAACAGUGCACAGUAUUAUCAAUUCACUGAAUUCGCCAUGUCGCUAAACGAGGUGGAGCGAGACAUGAAAGGGCAGCUGUGCCCAACGGAUAGUCGGCUACGUCCAGACGUCAGGCUUUUGGAGCAGGGAGACAUUGAUGCCGCUGCUGCCGAGAAGACCCGGCUUGAGGAGAAGCAGAGGACAGCCAGGAAAGCGCUAAAGAAAUCACCUGAUGGGUGGCAACCUAGGUGGUUUAGUCAAGGCACGAAUCCCUACACGAAACAGGAGGACUGGCUCUACAACGGGGGUUACUGGGACCGCAAUUACCAACAUCUAAAGGACAUUGACAUAUUCUAAGAUCUCAUACUGUGUGUAUCAUUUGGUGUAUCACCGAUGUGUAGCCAUGGUUCUUUUAUGCGCUAAAAGUGCAGUACGUAUUCAGCGAUGCUUAUAAUCCAU
This is a messenger RNA of Cydia strobilella, 3457 nucleotides long. Its product is annotated as oxysterol-binding protein-related protein 1. Gene Ontology annotation, molecular function: protein binding; sterol binding. The record is from RefSeq and is a predicted model, not a curated record. The transcript has 21 exons. Gene Ontology annotation, cellular component: perinuclear endoplasmic reticulum; plasma membrane; cytosol. NCBI's taxonomy places the organism in Eukaryota, Metazoa, Arthropoda, Insecta, Lepidoptera, Tortricidae. Bases 224 to 3355 code for a protein of 1043 amino acids.